AUGAGACCAAAUAUAGAGCCGAGGAGGAGGGUUGUCGGGUACACGAGGAGCAGGAUCGACUCUGCGUAUGUGGGAAGGUAUGGCGAGACUUUGGAUGUUGCCAUUGGAUAUGACUCGGUCGCUGUGCUUGUUGACGGCAUUGGAGUGUCUGAUGAGCUCGAGCCCACCGGCGUGGAGGCUGCUGUGGAGUUACCACUUGUGCUGGAAGUUGAACGUGAAAGUGUAGAUUUGCCUUGCAGGCGAGUUGACCGCCGAGGUGUUACAUCAGCCAUUGCGAGGGUUACAACAUAUAUAAAAUAG
Pseudogymnoascus destructans is the source of this 300-nucleotide messenger RNA. RefSeq lists its product as uncharacterized. The transcript has a single exon. Lineage: Eukaryota; Fungi; Ascomycota; Leotiomycetes; Thelebolales; Thelebolaceae. Bases 1 to 300 code for a protein of 99 amino acids. The record is from RefSeq and is a predicted model, not a curated record.